This is a messenger RNA of Castor canadensis (American beaver), 1672 nucleotides long. RefSeq names its product solute carrier family 25 member 16 (gene Slc25a16). Lineage: Eukaryota; Metazoa; Chordata; Mammalia; Rodentia; Castoridae. The record is from RefSeq and is a predicted model, not a curated record. Gene Ontology annotation, biological process: transmembrane transport. Gene Ontology annotation, cellular component: mitochondrial inner membrane.
GCCCCGCCCGCGCGGCGGUCGGCCGGCUGUCACUGCCCUCACCAGCCAUGGUCCUAGCCUGAGGUUUGCAAGUUGGCAUCUUACGCUCCCGACGUGGCCUGGUCCUGAUGGCUGCGGCGGCGGCCCUGGCAGCGGCCGAUCCCCAGCCCACAGUGCCGCAGGCGGCAGGGGCGGGAGGGCCCACCGCCCGUCGAGACUUCUACUGGCUGCGCUCCUUCCUGGCCGGAGGUAUCGCUGGAUGCUGUGCCAAAACAACAGUUGCUCCUUUGGAUCGAGUAAAAGUUUUAUUGCAAGCUCACAAUCACCAUUACAAACAUUUAGGAGUAUUUUCUACACUUCGUGCUGUUCCCCAAAAGGAAGGUUACCUUGGAUUGUAUAAAGGAAAUGGUGCAAUGAUGAUUCGAAUCUUCCCCUACGGUGCAAUCCAGUUUAUGGCAUUCGAGCAUUAUAAAACGUUCAUUACUACAAAAUUGGGAGUUUCUGGUCAUGUGCACAGAUUAAUGGCUGGAUCCAUGGCAGGUAUGACUGCAGUUAUCUGUACUUACCCACUUGACAUGGUUAGGGUACGUCUAGCAUUCCAGGUGAAAGGAGAACAUACCUAUACAGGAAUUAUUCAUGCAUUCAAAACCAUUUAUGCAAAGGAAGGUGGUUUCCUUGGAUUUUACAGAGGCCUGAUGCCUACUAUAUUAGGAAUGGCUCCAUAUGCAGGUGUUUCAUUCUUCACUUUUGGUACCUUAAAGAGUGUUGGGCUUUCCUAUGCUCCUACCCUUCUUGGAAGACCUUCGUCAGACAAUCCUAAUGUCCUAGUUUUGAAAACUCACAUAAACUUACUUUGUGGUGGUAUUGCUGGAGCAAUAGCACAGACAAUAUCCUAUCCAUUUGAUGUAACUCGCCGGCGAAUGCAAUUAGGAACUGUUCUGCCAGAAUUUGAAAAGUGCCUCUGUCACCCUUUCACCCUUGUCUUUCAGUACCAUGAGGGAGACUAUGAAGUACGUCUAUGGACAGCAUGGAAUUCGGAAAGGGCUGUACCGUGGCUUAUCCCUUAAUUACAUUCGCUGCAUUCCCUCUCAAGCAGUGGCUUUUACAACAUACGAACUUAUGAAGCAGUUUUUUCACCUCAACUAAAAAAAGUUAUGGUCUGUGGUUUCCUCUCCCUAAUAAAGUCUUAGAGGAAAACAAGAAAAAUAAAAUGAUACUUUAAUUAUGGGCAAAUAGUACUUGAACAAGAAUAUUUACCCUGUCACAGGGUUGUUGUUCUUGCUUUUUGAGAAGGUCUUGCUGUGUAGCCCAGGCUGGCCUGGAACUCUAGAUCCUCCUGAGUCAGCCCUCCAAGUCCUGGGAUUACAGGCAUGCACCACCAGGUCCGGCAUUACUUAAUUUUUUUUUUCCUAAUUCACAAGCCAAAAGUGAUUAAAAUACUUUUUUAUAGCCAAACAUUUACCUUUUAAUGCUGGAAGAAAUUCUUAAGCUAAUGCUGGCUAAUCAGUUUCGUUAUUUGAUACCAUCUUACAGUUCUUUGGACGCAGAAGGAACUUUAUAAUGGGGUUCAAGAGGUUUCUGGUAGCUUUAUCAUACUGUUCCAAGCUUUUAAUUAUAAUCAUGAUUUUUGUUGUUGUGUGCUUCCACAUGCUAAGCACAUGCUGUUCCACUAAGCUACAUCCCCAGUCUGUAA